AUGGCAGACCCAUUAUUCGAACUCCUGGCGCCUUACAUUGAUUCCGCUGACGUAUCCUCAUGGCCGCCAACCCCAACCCCAGACACAGUGUCGUCACAGUACCUUAAAUUCCUGUCAACACUAUCGCUAUCCGCAUUAACAUCGACGGAACCCCAGUCUCUAUCCCAGACUUCUCACUCCGUCCUCGUUUCGCUCCAAGCCCUCUCCAAUCGCUCUCAUCAGUCCCUUAUCACGGCGGCUGAUAACCUCUCCUCUCUUCGUUUUUCGAUACCGCGGUUAGCUGCUGAGGCACGACGGCUCCAAGAUGAGAUUCCACAAUUGGAUGAUGAGGUCGUUCGUUUCUCCUCCGUCUACAAUAAGAAUGUAGAGAACCCGAUGUUACAUGGAAGGAAGAAGGCGAUGCUAUUGCUGAGGAAUGUGGACCGACUCUCUGAUAUCUUGGAGUUGCCUACUCUGCUUUCUACGGCUGUGUCUUCCUCGUCCGUUAAUGCUAGGGCCCCUGGAGGGCCUAGCAUGAAUUACUCCUCUGCUCUGGAUCUCUUUGCGCACAUAAAGCGACUACAGACUCUUUAUCCCGAUUCGUCAUUGGUUAAGGACAUUGCUCGGCAAGCGGAAGAGGCGAUGAAGGAGAUGACGAGUAACCUUAUAGCUGGACUUCGAGUUCAGAACAUAAGGCUUGCUGCAGCAAUAAGAACUGUGGGUUGGCUUCGCCGUGUCGCUCCGGAGCUAGAGUGUCCCAGUAAAGGAGGAACCCCUUCCAUGAACAGUGAGGGAGCCUUUGGCGCAUUGUUUCUGGUUUGUCGUCUAGCAAAUCUAAUAUCGAUGCUUGAAGCCCUUGAACCCCUGAGAGAGCUUGCAGACCAAGAAACACAGAGGAGGCUGCAAAACAAUACAAAGCAAACAGCCGAAUCUACAAACUACAAUGCCUGGUCUGAAGGCCAGCAAACCGAGCGGUUUUUGAAAAGAUACAUUGAAAUCUACCGAGAGCAAAGUUUUGCAAUAGUUGCUAUGUACAAGAAUAUAUUCACACCUACGCCACCUGAAUCUGACCUGGCUUCUGCGAGUGUGCCCGGUUUGGAUCUACGCUCCCUGAGCCUACAGACGAAUCCGACACCGAAAACGCAGAAAACUCAGGAUGAUCCCCUUCCUCGUCUACCCCCUGCAUUGGCAACCUUCCCCAUGCAUAUUGCGCAACUGCUGACCGAAACACUGAAAGCCUAUCUACCAAAUGUCAAAGACAAAAGCUCGCGAGAAUGUUUGCUUUCACAGGUUCUGUAUUGCGCCGGUAGUUUGGGUCGAUUGGGGGGGAAUUUCAGCAUGUUCUUAUCACUCCUGGGUGAAGAGGAGGACGAAGAGGAAGAAGACGAUGUUGCAAAGGGCAACGUUGUCCCUGAGUGGGAAGGUGUUAUGAGGAAGCACCGUGUAUUAGCAGAACGCCUGGAUCGGUUGACAGCGGGUGGAACAGACAACGGACUGAAGACAAUAUCUCCUUAA
Molecule: messenger RNA, 1494 nt
Organism: Paracoccidioides lutzii Pb01
Exons: 1
Coding region: 1-1494 (497 amino acids)
Biological process (GO): cytoplasm to vacuole targeting by the Cvt pathway; intra-Golgi vesicle-mediated transport
Cellular component (GO): COG complex
Source: RefSeq, a predicted model, not a curated record